Molecule: messenger RNA, 2886 nt
Organism: Manihot esculenta (cassava)
Lineage: Eukaryota; Viridiplantae; Streptophyta; Magnoliopsida; Malpighiales; Euphorbiaceae
Product: F-box protein CPR1
Exons: 2
Coding region: 79-1251 (390 amino acids)
Molecular function (GO): protein binding
Source: RefSeq, a predicted model, not a curated record
UCAUUUCUUUAGCAGCAGGAAAUCCGCAAAACCCCUAAAAACACGACAGAGGAAAGAACCAAAGCUGAGUUUCAAAGCAUGUCAAAUCUGCCGUUGGACCUGAUCGCCGAGAUCCUCCGCCGGCUACCCGUCAAGAAACUUCUGUGCUGCAGGUGCGUAUCUAAACCAUGGCGUGCCUUAAUAGAUGGCCAAAAUUUCAUCGAUUUGCAUCUCCAGCACUCCUUAGAAACCAGCUCUAAUACCAACAUUAUCUUAAAAAAUUCAGAGCUUUACUUUGUAGCUUUCGAUCUGCUGGAUAACCUUUGGCAACUUGAUCAUCCUUUGAUGUGUUAUAAUCAUAGCAUCCGAGUCUUGGGUUCUUGUAAUGGAUUGCUUUGCAUUUGCAAUGUUGUGGAUGACAUUGCUUUGUGGAAUCCCUCUAUUAGAAAGUAUCACGUUUUACCCUUUUUGCCCAUGGAGCUCAAACGCUAUCCCGGGACGUGCUCUUGCCGGGUAUGUGUUUUUGGACUUGGGUAUGAUCCCAUUAAUGAUGAUUACAAGGUGGUUAGGAUUGCACAGUUUGGGGGAGUCAAUGGAAAGAGUUUUGAAUCUGAAGUUAAGGUUUAUAGUUUAAGAAGGAAUUCUUGGAGAAGGAUUGGAGAUAUGCCUUAUUGUAUUCUUUAUCCUGGGGUAAAUGGAGUGUUUGUUUGCGGAGCUUUGCAUUGGCUAGUGAGCCAAAAUGCUGAAUCUAAUGUCGCCAAUAUGAUUGUUGCUUUGGAUUUAGGGGUUGAGGAUUGCAGGGAGGUGCCUCAGCCUGAACUUAUGGAUGAGAAUUUUAACAUGGAUAUUGGGGUUCUUGGAGGAUGCCUAUGUUUGCUUGCAAAUUUUCGAGGUCGGCGUGUUGAUGUGUGGGUGAUGAAGGACUACGGGAUCAAGGAGUCUUGGACUAAAUUAUUUUCUGUUGUACAGCAAGAUGUUAUUGGGGUUCUUAGAUCUCUUAAACCUCUAGCUUAUUCAAAGAGUGGCAGUGAAGUUCUCAUGGAGCAGGACAACAUACACCUUUUCUGGUAUGACCUUAGGAGGAAAGAAGUAAGGGAUGUUCGGAUUCAGGAUAUGCCAAUUACAUUUGAAACAGAAAUUUAUGUCGGUAGCCUUGUUCCAGUUAAUCCAAAUAGACUGCCUAAAGGGAGGAAUAGGCAUGAACAUGAGGUUGCAAAAAAUAGGAAGAACAGAGAUGAUUUCUUGUCUGAGGGGUUCAAAUUGGUCUUGUAAGCCAGUCUAUGAAGAGCAUGAGAAACAAUAGAAAGAGGUAAUUUAGUUAAUUAUACUAUCAGUUAAUGUGAUGCUUACCAAUUUCUAAUAUUCUAUAACGUUAUGUUUCUUUUGAGUGAACUAGAAUGAAUAUCAACUUAUAUGCUAAUUUAGUACUUCACCAAAGUAACUAACUAAACAUAUAAAUAAGGGCCUGGUUAAUUAUCAGUUGUGUUUUAGAUGAUGAAUGUUCACCUUCUUCUCUCAAGAUUUUUCAGGGUGCCUUCUCUGCUUUUUGUUACCUGCAUUUCUCUCAGGCUGAAUCUAGUGGGAGGGAGGUACAUAGUUGAGCAUGUGAGUUAUUCAGAAGAAAAGAGCAUUUGAGUUAAUCAGUUAAAGAUCUAUGCACAUAAGAUCUCUUCUUUUUGUAUUUUCAAAUGGUAACUGAUCAGGUCUUGUAUUUGUCAAGGCCAUAUUCUGUCAAUAUAUUAUUGGUCACUCUUCAUAGAACAUGACAAAUGUUCAUUUGCUUUUUAUAUGUUUAAGUUGCUUGAAGUCAUGACUGGGCUAUCUGUUGAAUCCUUUUUUGCUUUAUAAAGGACACUUUUUCCUUGAUUGUAUCUAUUAAUCUUUAAUGAAUAUGGAUACCUUAUUGAUGAAGUGCUAUCAGAACAAAAUAGAUUUUACUUUAUCAAUAACUACUAUUAGAUGAAUUGUUAAAAUUUAUUCUAAUGGUGAGAUAUUCAAAGUAUAAACAAAGUGAUUUAAAAUCAAAGUAACCAUUAAAGAGACCAUUAGUGAAAUGCCAAUAUCACAUGGAUAUCUUCCAUAUUUCCUUUCAUUUUCUUUUCCUUUUUCUGAAUUCCAUUCAUAUUUUGGUGCUAAUGAUUCAAUUUUCAAAAUUAGUACAACAUGCCCUUGUGAAAAAUGAGAUCUAGAACUUGGAAUCUACGUGCUUUUUUUUUAUUAUAGCUUAUUUAUUAUAAAUUAAAUUUUAGUUCUAUAUGGAUAUAGUUGGGAACAGGACAGUGAUGCUAAGUAAAAAUACAAGAGCAGCUCAUUAGAAGUGGAUUAUGUGUGAAUAUAAGAAAAAUUUUAUGUUACUCGAUUCAAAGAAGCUAUCUAUUAAAAAAAAUAAUGCAUAUAAAUUUCUCUAUGUAACAGUUAUUGAGUAGAAAAAGAAAAUAAUUUAUAAAUUAAUAAAAUUUUGCUAUAAUCUUAAGUUUUCAUUUUUUUCUGAAUUGUUGCAUGAUUACUUCAUUAUGAAUGCUAUUGAAGACAUCUUUCUCAGUAUAUGUAAUCAGAAAACCAUUCAAAUGGCCCUACUCAAUGUAACAUAUAUCUGCCCUUUUAUAUGGCCAUAAAACUAUUCUUCAUUGGCAAAAAGCUACCCUUACUGUUUCUGUAUUCCUUUGGUUUAAGAACAUUUUGUAGUUAUUUUCUUUCUUAACAUAUAUCUUUUUUCAGACAAUUAUUUAGAUGAUUUGGCUGUGUUAAGUCUUUCUGUAGUUGUAGAGGAUUGAUACCUCAAUAGUUUUUUGUGGAAACUGGUUCUUGAAUGUUUGGGUGUUGAAUGAUGCAAAUUGGCUUGAUUCAUUCUGUCUUUCUAGUCACAUAGGUUUUUGCCAUAAUAAAAAAAAAAAAAAAAAAAAAAGA